Molecule: messenger RNA, 579 nt
Organism: Colletotrichum siamense
Lineage: Eukaryota; Fungi; Ascomycota; Sordariomycetes; Glomerellales; Glomerellaceae
Product: Flavin prenyltransferase PAD1
Exons: 3
Coding region: 1-579 (192 amino acids)
Molecular function (GO): carboxy-lyase activity
Source: RefSeq, a predicted model, not a curated record
AUGAGAGACACUUACCCCCGCAAAAAGAUCAUAGUCGCCAUCACCGGCGCAACUGGCGCUCAGAUCGGCAUUCACAUCCUUCAGACCCUCCGUCGCCUCAACGUGGAAACACAUCUCAUCAUCAGCAAGUGGGCCGCCGAGACAAUAAAGUACGAGACAGACUACAACCCGUCCGCGGUGAAAGCUCUCGCGGACCACGCCUACAGCGCUCAUGACCUCGCCGCGCCGAUAGCAAGCGGGUCCUACCGGGUAGACGGCAUGAUUGUCGCCCCAUGCUCCGUCAAGACGCUGGCCGCAAUCAAUGCAGGCAUCUGCGACGACCUGAUCACACGGGCGGCCGACGUGUGUCUCAAGGAGCGGAAGCGGCUGGUGCUUUCGGUGCGAGAGACGCCGUUUAACGAAGGUAGCGAUAGCGUAACCACGGCGAGCGAUGACCAUUCAAAUGGUAACAACGACGACAACGGCGACCACCACGACAAUCAUAACAACGAUAAUGACGAUAAUGACGGCGACGAUAGAAGCGACGAUGAUUACAGUAAUAAUAGUAAAGCCCCAGGAAAAUUAGUCGAUCUAGCAUAA